UUUCGGGAUUUCGCCUAGUUUCAGAGUUAAUGCCAAUUUAAAAAAACUUCUUAUUGUAAUUUAGUGCAAAACGUCUUUUUAAUGGCGAUGAUGCCCUUAUAUCUAAAUAUCCUUAUUGAUAGAUGUCAAAAAGUGACAAGUAACCUUUACAAAAAAAAAAAACAUGUGAAUAUUCAUUUUCAGUGCCAGUUUUACCAUGAAAUUAACUUUUUAUGUACUUACAAUAACAUUAAAAAAUAUGUUUUUUUUUUUUUUUGCAAAAUUUACAUAAACUCAUAAACAUUUUUCCUUCUUUUGGCCUCAGAAGCGGGUUCCACGUGUUACACUGUGUGUACUUCAUGUGUAUUGUUUUGUGUAUACUCGUGUACUUAGGUUUUUUUUUUAGAUACUAUACCAGUUCAUCAGUAUGUUUUUCAACGCUCUGUUUUACGUGGAGGUCUCGACAUCUAAAAUGUUUGAUCAGCAAGAAGACAAAAUUCUACGUCAAGUGACGAUCUUUGCAUGGAAUUUAAAGGGCGCCCUAACCCUAGCCAUCCUGAGCGCUUCUUGCGAGCGGUUUUACCGAAACGUGCGAGUUAGCGAGCUAGUGUGCGCGAGAGCGAUGACACUCGAUGGCUCAACGAGGGCUUAUGAGGAAAUGCGCAGAACAUGUAAGAACGUGGUGCGCUGCAACCGCUCUGUGUUCCAACGGCUGUCCGUGUUCGGCGCCUGCGUCGUGGACGCGAACACGCCGCUCCGUUUGCUGCUCAUAGUCGGCUCUUACACCGUGGUGUUGCUGCAAUUUUCUCUGUCCUCUAAUAUGUGACUUCGUGAUCAGUUUAGCACUUAGCAGAAUAGAUAAUGGUGCUACGCACAGAACAGUCACUGUUUGACAAGACCGAAAGGUCACGAAUUACCUUGUCCUUUUCUUGCCAGUUUGCUCUCUGUCUGUCGUCGAAUCCCAUUUCAUCCACCCUGCUAAUAAAGAAAGCUCCUAGAUAAUUCUUCUUUUAUUUAACGAAAACCGCGAAUUUUCAGAAAACCGCACCCAAAUAACACUAGACCCUACUCAUAGUGUU
This is a messenger RNA of Cydia pomonella (codling moth), 1058 nucleotides long. RefSeq lists its product as uncharacterized. The transcript is spliced from 3 exons. The coding region runs from base 407 to 805 and encodes 132 amino acids. Lineage: Eukaryota; Metazoa; Arthropoda; Insecta; Lepidoptera; Tortricidae. The record is from RefSeq and is a predicted model, not a curated record.